UACUUAAGAUUGCCUCAGUGUAUUUGUAAAAUAGGGGUCAUAUUUGCACCUCGCCGGGACAAAGCAGGGAUUCUUUUUAAAAUCUUAAUAUCAAGUCAUGGCACGAACUUGUCUCUGGGUUCGAAUUAUUUUUAGGUUUUUCUGUGCGGGCGAACUGACCAACUUUAAGUCUAGUUCCCCUGCUUGAACAAACUGUUACCUCUAGUUAUUAUCCAUUCCUCUCUCUUCCGCACGACCUCUUCGCUCUGCACUGACUCUGGCUGUCUCAAUAAUAAUAAUGCUGCUGAUGGUGAGGAAACCUUCAGCCUUCAAGAUCCAGAUACCUGAAGAUCCCAACAUCAUGACCUCAGUUUCAACACAGUUGCUGUUGGUCCUCAUUUCACUGCUUUUGGUGCUGCCUGCUGUUGAAGCAGUAGAAGCUGGAGAUGCAGUCGCUCUCUUGUUAGGUGUGGCUCUCAGCAUUACAGGCAUUUGUGCUUGUUUGGGGGUAUAUGCGCGAAAGAGGAAUGGACAAAUGUGAUUUUGAUGGGCCUUGUGCAUCAAACCUUGCCUGGAAAACCUUUGUGUUAUUGAGGUUAAAAACUGAGCUUUAAUGUCUAAAAGUUCCCAAGAAAUAGGGUAUUUUCACAUUCUUGUCUCCCUGUAAAUUGGAACAAAUUAAUAUAUGUUAAAUGGGGAAAAAAAAGUUUUCUUCACAACAAAUAAUGCACUGAAAAAAGCAGUCUAUAAUUCAUAUAUGCUAGUUAGAGGGUCAAAGAAGUCAGAUGACUGAAAUUUACAUAUUAUUUCAUAGUUUCUUGGGAUUCUCAAAGCGCAUGAAAUCAGAAGAAGGAAACCCUUGCCCAAAGUCCUAGGAAAUUGCCAAUUCCUCUAUCACUGAGGAGUCUUUUCUCCAUAUUUUUAUUAGAUUUUUGUUUUGUUAACUCCCAACUUAAUAUCAAAUACAGUCAGAAAUUAAAAUUUUUAUUUCUUGGGAGAGAUAAGAAAAAUGUAUUCAAUGUAUCUCAUGUUAAAAUGGAGACAAUAUUUAAUGUAAAAAAAUAUAUUGACAUUGAAAUGGAGAAAUUUAAUGUUAAAAAAAACCUUUGUAUUAACAUCUCUAUGAUGAGAAGUUACUAUAUAAAAUAUAAACUCAGUAUGUUGUAAGUUAA
This is a messenger RNA of Zalophus californianus (California sea lion), 1151 nucleotides long. It is a transcript of the gene SMIM30, whose product is annotated as small integral membrane protein 30. The transcript has 2 exons. The record is from RefSeq and is a predicted model, not a curated record. The coding region runs from base 278 to 520 and encodes 80 amino acids. Lineage: Eukaryota; Metazoa; Chordata; Mammalia; Carnivora; Otariidae.